CCUCUCCAGCACUGGCAGCGGUUCUGGUCCCUGAAGACCCCAUCCGAGUGACACAGUGGCACCAUGGAGGCAUCUGGCCCUGUGGCAGGUAUCAUGGUGACUCUCUGCUGCUGCCUCCUGAGCUCGGCGUGGGCUCUGGUCGAUCCCGAUGAUGUUCUCACAAAAGAAGAGCAGAUCUAUCUCCUGGUGGAGGCCAAGGAAAAGUGUCAGAGGGACAUAAAGGCCCAGCUGGAGAAGAUCAAAGACCCCAGCUGCCCUCCGGAGUGGGACGGGAUCAUCUGCUGGCCAAGGGGCUCCCCCAGCCAGGAGGUGUCAGUGCCUUGCCCCGACUACAUCUACGACUUCAACCACAAAGGUCACGCCUACAGGUACUGCAGUGCCUAUGGCACCUGGGCCAUGGCUCUCAGCAUCAACAAGACCUGGGCCAACUACACCGAGUGUGCCCUGCUCUUCUCCUCCGAGAGCCGGAGCCGCCAGAAGGAGGUGUUUGACCGCCUGCACCUCAUGUACACCGUGGGCUAUUCCAUCUCCCUGGCCUCGCUCAUUGUCGCUGUCUGCAUCCUCUCCUACUUCAAGCGCCUGCACUGCACACGGAACUACAUCCACGUCCACCUCUUCACCUCCUUCAUCUGCCGGGCCCUCAGCAUCUUCGUGAAGGACAUGGUGCUCUACUCAGGCACAGCACCCAGCGACACCAACAGGAUGCGGGAGGACGAUUUCAGGGGUCCCUUGCCAGGACAACAGGGCCACCUGGUUGGCUGCAAGGUGGUGGUGACUCUCUUCCUCUAUUUUCUGGCCACCAACCACUACUGGAUCCUGGUAGAAGGUCUCUACCUGCACAGCCUGAUAUUCAUGGCCUUCCUCUCCAACAAGAACUACUUGUGGGUCCUCAUCAUCAUCGGUUGGGGUCUUCCUGCUGUGUUUGUGUCUGUCUGGGCCAGCGUCAGGGCCUCACUGGCGGAUACACAGUGCUGGGACCUCAGUGCAGGGAACAUGAAGUGGAUUUAUCAGGUCCCCAUCCUGGCUGCUGUUGUGGUGAACUUCUUCCUCUUCCUCAACAUCGUCCGGGUAUUGGCCUCCAAGCUCUGGGAGACCACCACGGGCAAGCUGGAUCUCCGGCAGCAGUACAGGAAGCUGCUCAAGUCCACGCUGGUGCUGAUGCCGCUUUUUGGAGUCCACUACGUGGUGUUCAUGGCCAUGCCCUACACCGAGGUCUCCGGGCUCCUGUGGCAGAUCCAGAUGCAUUAUGAGAUGCUCUUUAACUCCUCCCAGGGUUUCUUUGUGGCUUUUAUCUACUGCUUUUGCAAUGGGGAGGUGCAGGCCGAGAUCAAGAAAGCUCAUUUGCGGAGGCUCCAGGCGCUGGACUUGGGGCAGCGGGCGCGCCCCGGGAGCUCCCAGAGCUGCAGCACGAGCCUGGCGGGCCGGGGAGCGGGGGGCACCCGGGGGCUGCUGCUCCCGGCCCGGCCGCGCCUGCCCGGGUACAUCCCCAGCUCCGGCACCUCGGACCAGCUCCUGCCCUGCCCCGCCCAGGAACUGAGCCAGAAACCCCGGGGGGAAAACGUGGUGGAUCUGACAGGCCUGGCUCAGUGUCACCCCAAGCCCAACAAGGAGCUGGAGACGAUGCUGUGAAGCGGAGGGUGGAUUUCCCACCUGGGCACGCAGAUGUGCUGGAACGAUGCUGAUCUCACGCUUCGGGCUCUGCUUACAUUUUAAUGGAGAGCCAGGGCUGGGACAGCAGCUGGAACAACCCGGCUCCCUUUCCGUCAGAGCCGGACCACUGCUCUCGCUCCUCCUCCCCCUGGCCCAAAAACAAGCCAUAAAACCUCAUUCUCCUCCACGUGCAAGCGACUGAUGUGAUCUCUGCUUGCAAAGCCUCCAGUCUUCACCAGGAAACACCUCCGUGCUCUCUCCUAUCCGCCCAAGUAGGAGGUGACUUCUCCACAGUUAAAGCCCAUCCCAUGAGCCCCAUCCUGCCUCGGGCUUCCCUACCCAGCACCAGCUCCGGUCCAGCCUGAGGAGCACAGAGUGCCCGUGGAGCUGCUCUGCAGAUCGUGAUGGAGUGAACACCAACACUCAACCACAAACUGGAGCGGGAGGCAUUGGGACAGGGUGGGAUGAAGGAGGCAGGACAAACUUUACGGCUGGGAAGGGUGCAGGAAAUACCUGGAUCCCCAACAUUUCAUCCAUUAACACAAAGGCCCCUGCAUGCAACAGUCGUGGCCCUGUCAUCUCAUUGCAGGCUAAGAAGUGAAUAAAGAGAGUUUGUCUGGCUUGUUUCCAUCCUUGUAUUCCACCACGGACCCAGCAGCUGGUGGCUGGAGAGCAGCAGUGCAGGAAAGGCUGGAACCCUGUCCCUGCUCCAGCCAGGUCUGCUCUCCCUCUGCCCCCUGCCACAGACAGGAGCCCCAGCAGCCCCUGCCCUGCUCCUGCACUGCCCAGCUGCUCCUCGCCUGAGGGAGAAGGCAUUCCCGAGGAGCUGUGGAGAUGGCAGAUAAAUUAAACAGCAUCUUGGUGGUAGCACAGAGCAUCUUCUUCCUACACAACCCUCAAGGCAGCAAUUUCAUGCUAAAGACAUGAAAGGACCAGGUAAAUAAUUGUGUGCAUUCCUCUAUCUUCCAGUGAAAAACUACAGUGCAAAGCGAGCCAUAGGGAGCUGGAGGGACAGACAGCCAGGAGCCAGGAAGGGAAGAGCUCCAGAAUUCACAUUUUUAAAAUCAUCUUUGUCUCUUUGGAAGACAGCAGCACAGCUGCCACUCCAGGGCCAGAUGCCCUCUCAGAGCAGCUGGAAUGCUGCUCACACUGCUCCCUUGUUCCGAGGGGAUGGAACCAAGCCUGCCACAGACCUCGCACAGGCCCGCAAGCUGACAUUUGUGGCUCCCUGUCACUGAUCAAUAUUUAAUCACUCUCUUCCCAAGAGGCUCCUGGUAGAUGGGAGAGGGGUGAGGAAUUUCAAUAAUCCCACAAGGAGCAGAAAGAAGUGUUAACAAGAAGGGGAGAACCCCCAGCAGAUGCCUCAGACGGGGCUGGUUCCCAGUGGCAGCAAGCUGGGACCCAGGAAGGGAGGGAGCAGAUGGCAGCUCAGGCUAUGGGGCUAUUUUUACAUUUUGUUUUGAAACUCCAAUCUUUAAUUGCAGUGAUGAACCUUCAGGGUGAGAAAGGGAAUACAACACUUGCAAAGCCCUGCCCUGAAACACCCUCGUCUUCACACCAAAUGUGCAGAGCUCGAACCAGGGCAACGAGUCCUGCCCAGACUGUGGGGAUGGAAUUCUGGAAACCAUUUUAAAAACACUCUAGCAGAUCAGAGCUGGUUUCUGAGGGGGACCAAUAAUCACCUGGUGUCUGAACUGUAGCCACUUCAGGUGUCAGUCAGAUCUUGGGACUAUUGCCAAGUUCUCUUUCCAGGUCUGCCCAUGACCCCACAAAAAACUGGGAUGAGUCACCUGUCCUGGGCUGUAUCCUUUCCUCUUACAAAGCAGAGGAAAAUCUAUUCCCCAGGAGGCCUUGAAGCUAAAGCAGGGUUUGUGAAACAUUUUGGGGUGAAAGAUGCUAAGAAGAACCACAAGAAGUAUUUUAUCAACUACAAUCCACAACUUCUGGUGAGAGAGAGACAGAUCUCCAGACCAUCAGUUCUCCAUUCACACAUCAGGGCAGCCAGGAUGUGGAGAAUAAAAAGCACAUGCUGUAUAUUUUUGUACCAGUAAUAAAACAUUUACUAGAGCAAGCAGAAAGUAAAUGCACAGCUGAUAAAGAAAACAUCACAAUGUCACAAAACCCUGACAGCUUCUGGUACAUCUUCCAGUGGAAACGAGCCAGCGGUGGGUGCUGACAUGUCCCAACUGAAAAGUUCUUCCCUACCUUGUGGCAAAAAAAAAAUAAAAGUUAAAAAAUGGGAAUACACACAACGAGUUAAAAAUGAGCAAGCAAGAUUUUACAGAUUUACUACAUGUGUCCCAAACAGGGCCAGAUUUGAGCUGUUUCUUUUCAUUAAUUGUUUCCUGGGUUCUCCCUAAAGGCUUCUGAGCAACAGAUCCCUGAAUUUCUGAAUCUUCUUUUAGCCACACUUCCUGGGGGGCUCCAGCCUCUGAUUGUUGUGUAUCUACAUUGUUUUCCCUUUUUUGUUUUUAAUUUGAAAGCACUCAACCCUCUCAGAACAGAGGGUGCAUAGGCACAGCAGAGACACAGGUUUGCUAUGCAGGCUUCCACCAGAAUGUGGGAUGUUAGAAAACAGGAGGUUCUUCAUAAGAAAUAAAAUAUCUGGGCAAUGGGAUUGGAAUUGAAGUACUGACCACAAACAAGCCAGGGAGUCCAACCUACACUACAACUGAAUUUGUGGUUUGGUGGGAUGGAGAAGAAUCCCUUGAACAGCUACACACACACACACACAUACACACACACA
Molecule: messenger RNA, 4396 nt
Organism: Poecile atricapillus (Black-capped chickadee)
Lineage: Eukaryota; Metazoa; Chordata; Aves; Passeriformes; Paridae
Product: parathyroid hormone/parathyroid hormone-related peptide receptor-like
Exons: 13
Coding region: 64-1629 (521 amino acids)
Biological process (GO): adenylate cyclase-modulating G protein-coupled receptor signaling pathway; cell surface receptor signaling pathway
Cellular component (GO): plasma membrane
Molecular function (GO): G protein-coupled peptide receptor activity; peptide hormone binding; parathyroid hormone receptor activity
Source: RefSeq, a predicted model, not a curated record